AGUGAAGAUGGAGGUGGGAGGAGAUAACAAAAGCUGGUGUGCGAUCCCGGGCAUCUCCGACACGAAGGCGUGAGAAGGAGGAGGGAAAGGAGACGGCAGGAGAGAGAAUUUCAUUUCCAAAGAUCAAAACAAAAGGAGGAGCAGGCAAAAUGGGGAAACAAAACAGCAAGCUGGCCCCUGAGGUGAUGGAGGAUCUGGUGAAGAGCACGGAGUUCAAUGAACACGAGCUAAAACAGUGGUACAAAGGAUUUCUAAAGGAUUGUCCAAGUGGUAGACUGAACCUUGAGGAGUUUCAGCAGCUCUACGUAAAAUUCUUCCCAUAUGGAGAUGCUUCAAAGUUUGCCCAGCACGCCUUCCGAACCUUUGAUAAAAAUGGAGAUGGGACCAUUGACUUCAGAGAGUUCAUUUGUGCCCUGUCCAUCACCUCACGGGGCAGUUUUGAGCAAAAGCUGAACUGGGCCUUCAACAUGUACGACCUGGAUGGUGACGGUAAAAUUACAAGAGUGGAAAUGCUGGAAAUUAUAGAGGCUAUCUACAAAAUGGUGGGCACUGUGAUAAUGAUGAAAAUGAAUGAGGAUGGUCUGACGCCUGAGCAACGGGUAGACAAGAUCUUCAGUAAGAUGGAUAAGAACAAAGACGAUCAGAUCACACUGGAUGAAUUCAAAGAAGCUGCAAAGAGUGAUCCGUCCAUUGUAUUACUCCUGCAGUGUGACAUUCAAAAAUGAGCUUGUGUACAACGCAUCAUAGACUGCACAGAAGUUUAAUGUUCCAUUCAGUUUGCAGCUAUUUCCACACACACAAAAAUUUGCUUGGACUACCUAUAAAUGGACUUGCUUCUUGUGUUUGAAACACUUGUGUGCAUGAGAAUGUCAUUUGCUAAAGAAUUUUAAAAGUAUAUAUUAUAAAAAUAAACUGCCACAACGUGACGUGUGCAAUGUCAUUUCAUAACAACCCUCUUCCCUGAAGCCUGUGCAGCAGGCCUGUGCUGCAGUGAAUUAUAUUAUUUAUUGUUCAUGUUUUACUGAUGCUAGCUCUGUGUCUCCUAGACUGAGUAAUGUUAGUGACACUGAAUUCCCAUGGUAAUGUUAACUGUUUAUUAUAAAUCAUGUCACCAUUCUGCUGUAAAGUAGUACUGGACAGACAGAGGGGAAGAGCUCUUCGGCUCCCGAGUCUGAUCCACACGUGCUUGUAUUGUCAGUGGAUAUAAAUGUACUUCAUUUGCAUGCCUUUUAGGUUUGCCUUAAUUCUUACCUCAUUUGCAUCCCUUCAAUCUGGAAAGAGCUAUGUCAGAGGAAUGCAGUAUAUUUAAAAAAAAAAAAAAAAAGAAAAUCCUGCUAAAAUUAUCCCUUUAAUUAAGAAUAUAUAAAAUAUAUAUAUAAAAUGUUUAAAAUAUUGUUUUAUUGCAAGUUUAAAGGUUUUAUUGGAAGUGUAUUGAUCUUUGCCAGAAUUUUCAAAAGCUUCCAGAGGUUGCAAUAUAUAUGUCCCAAAAUAAAUUUAUAACAUUUGAUCUUUUCCCCUAAUUCUUAUUUCAUGUCUUCAGCAUGGUAAUAAAAAAAAAAAGUUCAAUCUCUUUAAUUAUCUGUCAGUGUACACUGGGAAAUAUAUAUUUCAUUAUGAAAGCAUGAAGAAAACUACUUUGCACUCACUCACUAGGAGAGUCAUAUUAUAUGAAACCAAAUGUUGUAGUUCUUGUAUUUACCAACAGAGCUGCUGUUGGUGCUCUAAGAUGCUACUGCUAAGAUCUGACAGCACACCUACUAGACUUGUGCUGAUGUAGCUUUUUAAACUAGCUGUAAGUCAAAUACAGUUUAUUUGCUUGGCCUAAA
Molecule: messenger RNA, 1826 nt
Organism: Chiroxiphia lanceolata (lance-tailed manakin)
Lineage: Eukaryota; Metazoa; Chordata; Aves; Passeriformes; Pipridae
Gene: VSNL1
Product: visinin like 1
Exons: 4
Coding region: 150-725 (191 amino acids)
Molecular function (GO): calcium ion binding
Source: RefSeq, a predicted model, not a curated record